Molecule: messenger RNA, 1767 nt
Organism: Tripterygium wilfordii
Lineage: Eukaryota; Viridiplantae; Streptophyta; Magnoliopsida; Celastrales; Celastraceae
Exons: 4
Coding region: 285-1550 (421 amino acids)
Biological process (GO): regulation of peptide transport
Cellular component (GO): membrane
Source: RefSeq, a predicted model, not a curated record
CACAUUUUACACGACGCGUUCGUUCUAAGAUUUGAAAAAUAAUAAUAAUUAUUAUUAUCAAAACCAAAUUCCAGUCGCAUUUUUCAUCCGCUCAUCAUCGGGUUCUCUCCUCAAAUCUAAGGAUCGAACAUCAAUUAGACAGUCUCAAGUCUCAGGCCAGAUUGCUUUGCUUCAAUUAUGACAUGCGUGUAUGGAUACUCCCCUUUCGAAUUGAUUUUCGAGGCUGGAAUAUAGUGAAACCCAAAGAUUAAGAGAAGUUUGAUUUGAAAUUGGAUUCAGAAGAUAUGAGAAGGGAAGUUUGGAGAUGGAUCAUAGGUUUGAUAUACAUUGUUGCUGUUGCGGCAAUAUGGAUAGCUGCCAGUUUUGUUGUUCAGUCUGUUGUAGACGCAGGUGUGUCCCCGUUUCUCAUCACAUACAUUUGCAAUUCAUUGUUUUUGGUCUACAUUCCAAUAGUUGAAAUCGGGCGCUAUUUGGAGGAUACAUAUGGUAGUUUGUUGUUCUGGAAGAAUAAAAAGAGUAGACCUGUGCAAGAAUUGGGAGAAUCAGAGCAGGCCGUUCUUCUCGGAGUGGGUGAUCUGGUUGCAAAAGUCGAGGAGUCAACAACUCAGGCAGCAUUUGUGGAAGGGGGAGAAAUCAAUCAGUAUAGAAGUGUUGAUUCAAGGGCAGAACUUGUAUCAAAUGAGCUUGACUUGCCUGAUCAAAUUGGAGUUGAUGAAGAUGCUGGUAAAGGCAUCGAUGAAAAAGGGCGGUGGACACGCACAAGAGUGGCGAAGGUCAGCCUGCUGAUAUGCCCCUUUUGGUUUUUGGCACAGCUGACUUUUAAUCUAUCUUUGAAGUAUACUACAGUAACGUCAAAUACCAUCUUAAGCAGUGCAUCCAGCCUUUUCACUUUUUUGGUGUCUCUAGCAUUUUUGGGAGAGAAGUUUACCUGGGUGAAGCUUAUAAGUGUUCUUCUUUGCAUGGCGGGAACUAUAAUCGUCAGCCUUGGUGAUUCAGAAACCAGUUUAAGUGCAAUUGCUUCAAGUCCUCUUCUUGGAGACAUUCUUGCGCUUGUCUCAGCUGGAUUGUAUGCAGUAUAUAUCACCCUCAUUCGCAAGAAGUUACCCGAUGAUGAUGGAAAAAAGGGUAACGCCAGUAUGGCUCAGUUCCUUGGAUUUCUGGGGCUUUUCAACCUCUUGAUUUUCCUCCCUGUUGUCCUGAUACUUAAUUUUUCCAAGCUUGAGCCCCUUAGCGCCCUUACGUGGAAGCAGGUUGGCCUAAUUGUUGGCAAAGGUUUGUUAGAUAACGUGCUAAGUGACUAUUUAUGGGCCAAGGCGAUUCUUCUGACAACCACAACUGUAGCAACGGCUGGUCUUACUAUCCAGGUCCCGUUGGCAGCUAUUGUUGAUUCGCUAACAGGCAAUGCCCCUCAUCUCACAGAUUACCUCGGUGCUUUAGCUGUCAUGUUUGGGUUUGUCGGCAUCAAUAUUCCGUCUGAUACCUUUAGUAGAUCAAAAGAAGCCAACCUUGAGGUAACAGCAGUUGGUCAGGACAAUGCUGCUACUUGCUAGGCAGUGGAAUCAUGAUGCACUCAUGUUUAGCUAAGGUAAACAUGUUUAUAAGAUGUACCAUAUCCUUCCUGCCUUCCAAUUCUUCAAUAUAAAGCUUAUAGAUGUAGAUUGCAGUGAAACUCAAUUUUGACUACUUUGUAAAUGCGAUGCAAACUGAUUUGUGUGCUUGCAUUUUUAGAAAAUGGAAUUUGAAGAUCAAUGGCUGCCUUCCUUUGAA